AUGGGUGGUUGCAUUGGAAUUACUAGAAGCAGAAGUGGACCUAUUGAAGAAUCAUCGGGAACUGUGUCACGGCCUAAUUCCGGUGCGCUGAGAAAAAAUCAAUCCCUAUGCCAUGAAACUAUCAGAUGGAAAUCAGAUGUGCCUUUAACCGAGGGCCAGCUGCGGAGUAAAAGAGAUGAAUUCUGGGAUACGGCACCGGCGUUUGAGGGUAGGAAGGAGAUCUGGGAUGCAUUACGUGCAGCGGCGGUGGCAGCUGAGGCUAUGGACUUUCAGCUAGCUCAGGCUAUACUCGACGGAGCUAGUGUAUCUGUGCCAAAUGGCUACCUCACGGAAUGCUAUGAUGAGUGGGGAACAAGAUACCAGGUGCCGAUCUAUUGCCUGUCGCCGCCGAUGAACAUGGUGAAGGAGGCGAGCGGGCGGGAUUCGCCGGCCGAGUGGUCGGAGCCUGCGGACGGUGGCGCCGCGCUGGCUCUACGCUUGCGCCUCUCUUGCAGCGCGCGCGACAGAGACCUGCGCGUGGGAGCGAGACACACGAUCGCGCACUGCAAGGCCGAGCUGCACGCACAAGAGGGAAUCGAACCUUGGCGUCAGCGCUGGUUUUACGGCGGGAAGCUGCUAGCUGAUCGAUUGCUGGUGGAGGAGGCCAAGAUUACGCCAGGUUACGUGGUCCAGGUCAUUGUCAGCACAGAUCCUCAUCCGCCCAGCUAG
Messenger RNA from Parnassius mnemosyne (clouded apollo), 708 nucleotides. The record is from the annotation of a GenBank genome assembly. NCBI's taxonomy places the organism in Eukaryota, Metazoa, Arthropoda, Insecta, Lepidoptera, Papilionidae.